Mytilus trossulus (common blue mussel) is the source of this 1560-nucleotide messenger RNA. RefSeq lists its product as uncharacterized. The transcript has 7 exons. Gene Ontology annotation, cellular component: plasma membrane. The record is from RefSeq and is a predicted model, not a curated record. The coding region runs from base 413 to 1528 and encodes 371 amino acids. Lineage: Eukaryota; Metazoa; Mollusca; Bivalvia; Mytilida; Mytilidae. Gene Ontology annotation, molecular function: protein binding.
AACACAUUAUUAAUAGAUAACAAAAAGCAUCAGGUUUAAAAUUCAAUACACUAAAAACGCGCCUCGUCCACAAGACUCACCAGUGUCGUCCAGAUAUAAAAGAUCGAAAGGGCAAAAAAGUACAAAGAUGUAUCUAAAGAGUAAUCUUCCCAUGAAUAAAGCAAGAGCAAUACAAAUUCACGGUCAGUAACAUUGUAACAGUUAAUAAUGUGAGUCUGUGUGUUGAAAUUUCAAUCCUCUAAUCUCAAAUGUAUGUUGUUGUUACAAAUGCAUUCUUAUCUUUUUGCAAAGCAAUUGGUGUCUACGUUUUCUCAGCUCUGCAUAAUCAAUUAAAGCAGUCGGUCUUUCAAUUGAGCAUGUGGAAUAGAGAUUGAAGAUUUUAGAAUAAAUAUUUCAGCUACAAUGAGAUAGAAUGAACACUACUUGUACAUCUUUAACGACAGUGAAAAUUCUUUUUCUGAUCUUCUUCAUUAAAAUAUGUACAGGAGAAACCACUGCCUCUUCAAUGCCUGCUAGGACAACAGGCCUGCUGUGUACCACUCUUCAGUUUCAAUGUGUCGACGACGGAUCAUGUAUAGAUAUAGCAUUUAGAUGCGACAACAGUUUAGAGUGCCGUGACUUUUCUGAUGAGGUCAAUUGUUCUGUAAUUAUAUCUUGCCCGGAGAGGUUACAUCCGUGUUCUAAUGGACAAUGUGUGGGACAUGGAGCAAGAUGUAAUGGACUUACAGAGUGUUCAGAUGGCUCUGAUGAGAGAUCUUGUGUUGAAGAUACUACGGAAUCAGACACUACUUCAACCUCAAUUGGGACAACACAAUCUUCAGAACGAACAGUAUUUUCAGUCACUUCGGUGUCCUUCUCAACUGCGGAAACAACAGAGGCGUCACAAAUAACAGAGACACACUCAUUGUCUUUACUAACGGAAACAACAUUAUCGUCAUUACAAGUAGAAACUACAACGCACAAAGAAGUGGAUCGUCCCGAGGAGAAAGAGGACCAAGAAUCUGAAGUGAACUUUACUUUUUUAACCUUUGGUUUGAUUGUUUCUGCUUUUGUUGUUACUCUGGUCGUUUCAAAUGUAUGCAACUGCUUAAUACAGAUGCGAAUAAGAAGAAGCAAGAAAAAUACUGAGCCACAAAUAGAUGUUACAUCCAGAGAACCAGAGACCAACAGAGAAGGGCUGUAUGAAGUAAUAGAAGUAGAAACUGAAAUGAGUUUAGAAAAUAUCACUUCCGCAUCAAAUGUAAGAACGAGCUUACCCACAUCAUCAAAUAUUAACAUGAGCUGCUUAGCUGAAACUGUACAAGUUAUUACCGACACAAAAAACAGUUCUGGUAGUUUUCAUAAUUCCCCAAUAAGCGACGCGAGUGAAAAGAGCAACAGUUAUGUAUCAAAUGAAACACAGUAUUCAAAUCUAUACACUGUUCUCCAUCAAAACGAAAACACCAAACAUGAACAUGCAUACAAUGAUAUAAGAUCAAGUGUUACUUCAGUAAAACCAGAUUUAGAUGUUGAAGCAGAAUACCAGUGAAUAAACCGAAAAUAAAUAAUUUGAUAUGCGAA